AUGGAAUGCUCCAGCUACUCCCUAGAGAUGGUGGCCGUCGCUGUGCCCCGACCAGUAUACAGGGAGGCUGGCCUGAAGCACAGUGAGCAUCCCAAAGUGGAAGGGAUGCUUUAUGAUAAACUAUGUCAGAUUGGAAAGCACAAGCUCAGGGAUGAUGUUCGUAAGAUGGCCUUGAACAUUGCAUUGAUGGUCUCUGACAAGGAAUUCAAGCCAACAGUUGCAUGGCUUGAUAACUUCAUGCGACGGUUUUGCUUGUCAAGAAAAAAAAUGGGAUUCCAUAGCUCAGCAAUGUUGAAAAGGAAAGAUAACGUCCAGCCACAGCCUCAGACUCCAGCCAGUGGAAGUGGCUUGACUCAAGAAGAUGUUUUUAAUGUUUUGGGAUAAACAUGGAUGGGAAUGGACUC
Messenger RNA from Penaeus vannamei (Pacific white shrimp), 404 nucleotides. The record is from RefSeq and is a predicted model, not a curated record. Lineage: Eukaryota; Metazoa; Arthropoda; Malacostraca; Decapoda; Penaeidae.